This is a messenger RNA of Ornithodoros turicata, 863 nucleotides long. Its product is annotated as PR domain zinc finger protein 13-like. The record is from RefSeq and is a predicted model, not a curated record. The coding region runs from base 60 to 485 and encodes 141 amino acids. Gene Ontology annotation, biological process: regulation of gene expression. Gene Ontology annotation, cellular component: nucleus. NCBI's taxonomy places the organism in Eukaryota, Metazoa, Arthropoda, Arachnida, Ixodida, Argasidae. The transcript has 3 exons.
UCUGUUUCCUUACGACACGACCCAUCGCCGCGGGAGAAGAAAUUAAAGCGUGGUUCGGCAUGGACCUCAUGCUCGAGUUGGGCAUCCCUAUCUUGACGCCCGCCCACAUACAAGGGCACCAGUCGUACGUCUGCUUACGCUGCGGCCUCAGCUUCCAGGAACCAAAUCCCUUAAAGGUUCAUAUGUUGGUGCAGGACUGCGAUUCGAGAAAGGGCCAUAUGUGCAUCUUUUGCGGCAAGCUCUACUCCAGAAGGUACGGCCUCAAGAUCCACGUGCGGACGCAUACCGGUUACAAGCCCCUGCAGUGCCGCUUUUGUCUCCGCCCCUUCAGCGAUCCCUCCAACUUGAACAAGCACGUUCGCCUGCAUGCCCAGCUGGACUCGCCCUAUCGGUGCAGACACUGUGGUAAAGUUCUGGUGCGAAGGCGAGAUCUGGAGAGACACUUGCGUUCACGACACCAACAGGGGAAUACGAAAGCGAGCUAACAUCUCAGGUCAACUGAUAAACCGUCCUUCGUCCGGGAAAGGUCUUGGGCCACGUAGAGCAAAGUGCCUGAUUGCUAGAAACCAGCUACAGUAUUUCCUUCAAUGAAGAAUGGAAUAACUUUGCAUCUCGAGUUCAAGAACUUCUGCAGUCAGCGUUCCGCCCUUCGGCGGGGCGGAGGCAAGCUCCGGCGCCUAUAGUGGUCAUCUGCUUCGUUAUGUACGAUGAAAGGAGAUACGUUUUGGGCAUCUCCUAGAACGUUCACAUACAUUUGGAAUAAACUUUGGAAGCGACGUCCUCUCCCCAAUGUGAGUGACAAGCGUCGGGGUGACCACGUUGUCCUGUACAGCAAUCAGAACCAAUAAAAUUUUACUGCUCCA